UGCUUCGUGGCGGUGACGGCGGUGCGCUCUAGGACCCAGCGACUCCGGGCUAAGGGCGGGCGUGGGCCUUGGGGGCCGUAGGGGGGCUCUGGCUGCAAGCGCCCAACCCGGCAGGCAGCACUCUCAGCUGCACUAGAGAACGGCACGCAGGGCCCCCAACAGCCUUCCUCAGCGUCACCACAGCCUCCUCACUCCACGACCAUGAGAGCUGCCUGCCUCUUCCUGCUGUUCAUGCCUGCAGGCCUGCUGGCUCAGGGCCAAUAUGACCUGGAUCCUCUGCCCCCGUUCCCGGACCAUGUCCAGUACAACCACUAUGGUGACCAGAUUGACAACGCAGACUACUAUGACUACCAAGAAGUGAGUCCUCGGCCCCCUGAGGAACAGUUCCAGUCCCAGCAGCAAGUCCCACAAGAAGUCAUUCCAGCCCCCACCCCAGACUUGCCAGCUGCAGGGGAUCUGGAGACAGAGCCCACAGAGCCUGGGCCUCUUGACUGCCGUGAGGAACAGUACCCAUGCACCCGCCUCUACUCUAUCCACAAGCCUUGCAAACAGUGUCUCAAUGAGGUCUGCUUCUACAGCCUCCGCCGAGUGUAUGUUGUCAACAAGGAAAUAUGUGUCCGCACGGUCUGUGCCCACGAGGAACUUCUCCGAGCUGACCUGUGCCGGGACAAGUUCUCCAAGUGUGGUGUGAUGGCCGUCAGUGGCCUGUGCCAAUCUGUGGCUGCCUCCUGUGCCAGGAGCUGUGGGGGCUGCUAGGGUGGAGCUGGUGUGGGAUCUGGGCCCUGGACUCAGCUCGGAUCCACUUCAGGCCCUGCCUGACCUGGUGCUUUCUCCCAUCCUGCCCUCCCUUUCACCUUGGACAUCAGGGCACUGCUGCCCUGGGCAGGGUGGUCAUAGCUGCUUGGGCCCCUCCCCAGCCUGUGGCCAUUCCUGAAGUGGGGGCUCCUGACUGUCCUGUCCCCACGCCCUAGUGGGGCUCAUCCAAGGCCUGUUUGUGAGGCCUGGGGUUCUCAAAUGUGCCUUCUCAGUGCCUUGGGGGCAAUCCUCCCUUUCAGUCUCCUCAGGUAGGCUGUACCCCCGACCCAGCAGGUCUGCUUGGAUUUCCUACAUCCCCAGGCAUGGACCACCUCUGUUUUAUACAAAAUAAAAUUUUUACAAAAGA
Messenger RNA from Acomys russatus (golden spiny mouse), 1162 nucleotides. RefSeq names its product microfibril associated protein 2 (gene Mfap2). The transcript has 9 exons. The coding region runs from base 202 to 756 and encodes 184 amino acids. The record is from RefSeq and is a predicted model, not a curated record. Gene Ontology annotation, cellular component: microfibril. Lineage: Eukaryota; Metazoa; Chordata; Mammalia; Rodentia; Muridae. Gene Ontology annotation, biological process: embryonic eye morphogenesis.